CAGAUGCUGUUGGUUGUUGUUUUGUGUUUAGCCAAAGUUUUGUUUAUUUCUCGCAAGUUUACAAUAUUAUUUUAUCAAAAAUAGGAGGACACGGGAAUAAUCAGCAACGAAUUAGUAUUUUUAUCCUUCUAGUCUGAAAAGGAAAAAAGUUUGAAACUGAGUUCAUAAAAAGACUAGCCGGUCUAAUGGGGAAGCAUAAGGAGUGGAGAAAGAUAGUUAAAAAGGAAAGACGGAAAAAAAUUAGAGUACAAAAAGCUGUGCAAAGAGAUUCUAAUUUAGUUAAUAACCAAAAAGAUACUGAACUUUGGCUAGAAGUACAACGAAGAUUAGAAGCAUAUGAAUAUGAGCAAAUUGAGAAGUCUAAUAUUGAAGAAAAUCGUAAAUGGGUUGAAGCUGAGUUAGUUGCAAUAAAUCAUUGGAAUAUUGUGCAAUUAAAAAAGCAACAAUUAAAACAGCUACGCUUACAAAAAGAAGCUCAGCGACAGCUGGAGUAUGAAUUGGAAAGAAAGCGCAUAAAAGAAGAGGAAGAUCAAUUGAAAAAAAUUGAAGAAGAAAAGAAAGAAAGACACUUGGCAUUCAUUACAAAUUUAGAAUGUUUCUUGGCUGGCAGUUCUGUGGACCCUCCUGCAGAACUUUUGCAGUCCAGACACACAAAACCUCUAGCAGAACCUUGUCCUUUUUUUAAAAAAACAGCUUGCUGUCGUUUUGGUGAUAACUGUUCUAGAAAUCAUGAAUAUCCAGGCAUUAGUAAGAUUCUUUUAGCACCAAACUUUUUUGCCCAUUUCGGUUUAAGCAAUGUCAAACCCAGUGAAUAUGAUACAGAUGUUAUGUUGGAGUAUGAAGAUAGUGAAACUUACAGAGAAUUUGUAGAAUUUUUUAAUGAUGUAACACCAGAAUUUGAAAAAUUUGGAAAAAUUAUUAGGUUUAAAGUUUGUAACAAUUACGAAAAACACCUUAGGGGAAACACAUACAUAGAAUAUGCUGAACUGCAAUGUGCGGUUGCAGCAUAUCGAGCUCUGCAUUCCCGGUGGUAUGGCGGGCGACAGCUCACUCUGCAGUUUUGUCGGUUAGACUCGUGGAGUAGUGCGAUCUGUGGUCUCGCUUCCACAAAUCGAUGCCCUAAAGGACUCGCGUGUAAUUUUUUGCACGUAUUUAGUAAUCCAGGCGAUAAGUUUGAAGAUUUUAGAAGCGACCGAAACAAAGAACUUAUGGCCAGAGCUACACCAAGCCGAAGUUGGAGAUGGUCUGAAUCUCCAGAAAGGACAAUUCCAAACAAGAGAGCAGAGCAUAUUCAUCGGAACCAUACAGAGGAUUAUAGAAAAAGUUAUAAGGAUAGCUCUCGCAGCAGACGUACAUCUAAGAAGUCCUCCAAAAAAAGGCAUAAAAAAUGAAGACGUAAUUUUAUUAAAAU
Ostrinia nubilalis (European corn borer) is the source of this 1411-nucleotide messenger RNA. Its product is annotated as U2 small nuclear ribonucleoprotein auxiliary factor 35 kDa subunit-related protein 2. The transcript is spliced from 8 exons. Gene Ontology annotation, molecular function: metal ion binding; pre-mRNA 3'-splice site binding. The coding region runs from base 186 to 1391 and encodes 401 amino acids. Gene Ontology annotation, biological process: mRNA splicing, via spliceosome. Gene Ontology annotation, cellular component: spliceosomal complex; U2AF complex. The record is from RefSeq and is a predicted model, not a curated record. Lineage: Eukaryota; Metazoa; Arthropoda; Insecta; Lepidoptera; Crambidae.